AGCGCGCUUAUUUUGUAGGCAUAAGGUUAUGCUAUUUCAAAAUUAACGUGGAUUUGUUCUGUUUUGUGUUGUAAAUGCGUGUGUAGUUUUCUGCAAUUUUGGACUUUUUUUUGUCAAAAAAGACAAAUAAUUGUGAACAUUAUGAAACAAGUGCAUUGUCGAAUAUAGUGAAGUCCAUAGGAAAUCUUACGCGUCCUUUGUAUAAAUUUUUUUUUUUUUUGUGUGUGUAAAAAAUGGAGCCUCGUGCUUGGAAGAAGUUGCUCCUGAAAUGGGUGAACGAGUGCCAUUUCAUUGAGAAUAUCACAUCUCUAGAAGAUUCAGAUAUUGAAGCCUUUUAUGCCAUCUAUGAGCAGUACGCUAAUUUUGAACCUGGUCAAAAUUCAUCAUGUUUGGAACCUCUACAAAUAUUUCUAAAAGAUAUCUAUGCAGAUUUCACACCCAUAUUCGAUGGCGAAUGCCGAGUAGCAACGACAGAUUAUGUUUAUGUUUAUACACUGUUAAUGCAUUAUACUUGCGUUCAGAAGCCCAACAAAUACUUUCACAAUAUCUGCAAAAAUUUACCAGAGACUGUGCAGCAAUGUAUCGCGGAAUUUUUUAAGCAGACUGUAGAUGGAUUGCAGCUGACACGAGAUUGCCUGCAGCAGACCAUUGCCAAUAUCCAAAUACAGAAUGACAUUGAUGAGGACAGUUUUCUAGUUCCUCUAGUUCCACAGAGCUCAACACCGGAUCGUUUAACUAUGCAUCGCAAUGGUAAUUGCAGUUCGUCCAUCACCAGCAUCACACCAUUGCCAAGGGAUGUCACAAACUGUUUAUCUAUAUCACUUGCGGACAGCAGCAACAACAAGGAUUCGUCUUCAAUAGUUAGUGCGACGAUGGAGAACUCAUCCGCGUCGCUGCUGCAGCGAGAGCGCCGCAGCGCAAUGAACGAAAUCCCAAUGUGUGCUCCGGCAACUCCAAAAACUGAGUUGCUUGAUCAGCGGACGCGAGAAUUAUUUGGAUUGCGAGCUCAACUUGAAACAGAGAGGUACGAAAAAACUGUCUUAGAAGAGCAAGUUCUGGAAACUGAGAGUCUAAUGAAAAAACUUACUAGAGAGAACGCAGAGCAAAAGAAACAACUAAUAAUGCUGAAGGCGACACUAGCAAACGAUAACGAAGAUGAGCAUAACUAUGCGACCAAUGAGUUUGACAAUAUGAAACGACGUUUGAUGAAUGAGCUUAGCAAGAAAGAAAAUAUACUUUCCGAGAAAAGCGAACAGUUACAAGAGCUGAGAGCCGAACAUGACAAGCUGGUCGUGAAGUUUAAGGUGUCCGAGAAACAGGUGCUUGUGUGUAUGGAUCGCAUCAACGAACUCGAACAGCGUCUAAAUAGUUCGGAGCAAUUGCUAAGAGAAAGGGGCGACGAAAUGGAGCAUCUUGCGAACGACAAACUGGAGUUAGAGCGGUGUCUUCAAGAGGCCCGCAAUGAACUACAAAAUGGGCGUGAAGUGCUGAAUGCUUCGUCGGAUCUAUUAGAUACUUCACAAUUGCAAAGCAGCAUGAAUACGACUCCAGAAAAUUUAGCAUCCUCCGUAAUAGACAAACAAUUACGUGAAAAGGAAUUGGAGAAUGAUCAGCUGCGUUCUGUGCUUGAACUGAAUUCGCAGGAAAAGGAACGUAUUGAAAGUCAACUUUUGCAGCUCGUAUUUAAAUAUAAAUUAGAAAAGUCUAAGGAGACGGCACCUGAGAAGACUGCUGAAAAAUCACAAUCGCAUAUGCUGCAUAUUAUCGAGCAACGUAUGGAACAAUUGAAUGUUAAGGUGGAGCAAGAGCACCAACGGGCUAAUGAAUUGCAAUCUCAAUAUAACACAAUGCAGCAACAGAAUAUCGAUAAUAAUAAUUACAUACAAAAUUUGAAAAGCGAUGUAGAAAAAUUAAAUUGUGAAUUGACAGCGAGUCAGGCCAAUUUAAAGAAUACCACUGAGAAAAUGCUGCAAGCUGAAAAAGACAUUCAGAUGCGUCUCAACACCGAAUUGGAGCGCUCGAAACAGUUCAGUAUACAAAUUGCUGAGCUGGAGCGUGAUCUAGAGACACAAUCCCAAACAUAUAAGCACAAGCAUGAACAGCUGGAACAAGAUUUACUGGCUGUUAAGGCAAGCAAAUUACAAGUGCAAGAGGAACUACAAACCAAAGUGAAUGACUUUCAAAAACAAUUAAAAGAGCUACAACAAGAUCUGGAGAACUCCGGAAAAAAUUGCCAGAAGUUUGAGCAGAUAAUUCUAGAUCAAAAACUUUCAAUAAUCCGCGAGAAGGAAAUACAGAUGGAGCAGGAGGCUGCAGCAAUUGCUGAAAUAACAAAUAAGUAUAGGAGUGAACAAAUGUUGCUUCAACAACAACUGGAUCUCGCCAGGCAAGAGCUUGAAAACCAGAAACUGGAGCAGACUCAAGUAGAAAACGAACUCAGCACUGCCAAGAUAAAGCAAGCACAACUAGAAAAUGAAAUACAUGUAAAUAAUUUAAAAAUUACCGAGUACGAGACGAAACAUGAACGAGAACUAAAGCAGCAAAGUGACAUCCAGAGACAACAAUUGGAAGAAUCGGAAAAGAAGAUCAGUGACUUACAACACCAAUUGAAAGAAGGUUUGAAAAACUUGGACCAAUGUGAUAAACAAUUGUUGGAUGAUCGCAAAUUACUGGACGAUCAGAGAAAUAAAUGUGAGCGUUUAGAAAUACAACUUAAGAAACAAGAAGGAGAUCUUAAGCAGAAAUCCGAUGAACAGAAACAACAAUUAGAAGAAUCAGAAAAGAAGAUCACCGACUUACAACAGCAAUUGACGGAAGAGAUGAAAAGUUGGAGCAACGUGAUGAUCAAUUGCUACAUGAUCGUAAAUUACUGGACGUUGAACGAAAGAAAUGUGAACAUUUGGAAUGUGAACUUAAGCAGAAAUCCGAUGAACAGAAACAACAAUUGGAAGAAUCAGAAAAGAAGAUCGCAGACUUACAACAGCAUGAACGAAGCGAGAGAUAAGUUGGCACAGCAUGGCGAACAAUUGUUGGAUGAUCGCAAAUUACUGGAUGAUCAAAGAAAUAAAUGUGAGCGUUUAGAAACACAACUUAAGAAACAAGAAGGAGAUCUUAAGCAGAAAUCCGAUGAACAGAAACAACAAUUAGAAGAAUCAGAAAAGAAGAUCACCGACUUACAACAGCAAUUGACGGAAGAGAUGAAAAAGUUGGAGCAACGUGAUGAUCAAUUGCUACAUGAUCGUAAAUUACUGGACGUUGAACGAAAGAAAUGUGAACAUUUGGAAUGUGAACUUAAGCAGAAAUCCGAUGAACAGAAACAACAAUUGGAAGAAUCAGAAAAGAAGAUCGCAGACUUACAACAGCAAUUGAACGAAGCGAGAGAUAAGUUGGCACAGCAUGGCGAACAAUUGUUGGAUGAUCGCAAAUUACUGGAUGAUCAAAGAAAUAAAUGUGAGCGUUUAGAAACACAACUUAAGAAACAAGAAGGAGAUCUUAAGCAGAAAUCCGAUGAACAGAAACAACAAUUAGAAGAAUCAGAAAAGAAGAUCACCGACUUACAACAGCAAUUGACGGAAGAGAUGAAAAAGUUGGAGCAACGUGAUGAUCAAUUGCUACAUGAUCGUAAAUUACUGGACGUUGAACGAAAGAAAUGUGAACAUUUGGAAUGUGAACUUAAGCAGAAAUCCGAUGAACAGAAACAACAAUUGGAAGAAUCAGAAAAGAAGAUCGCAGACUUACAACAGCAAUUGAACGAAGCGAGAGAUAAGUUGGCACAGCAUGGCGAACAAUUGUUGGAUGAUCGCAAAUUACUGGAUGAUCAAAGAAAUAAAUGUGAGCGUUUAGAAACACAACUUAAGAAACAAGAAGGAGAUCUUAAGCAGAAAUCCGAUGAACAUAAACAACAAUUGGAAGAAUCGGAAAAGAAGAUCACCGACUUACAACAGCAAUUGACAGAAGGCUUGAAAAAGUUAAAGCUACGUGAUGAACACUUGUUGGAUGAUCGCAAAUUACUGGACGAUCAACGUAAUAAAUGUGAGCGUUUAGAAAUACAACUUAAGAAACAAGAAGAAGAUCUUAAGCAGAAAUCCGAAGAUCAGAGACAACAAUUGGAGGAAUCAGAAAAGAAGAUCGCAGACUUACAACAGGAAUUAAAAGAAGCGAGAGAUAAGUUGGCACAUCAUGAUGAACAAUUGUUGGAUGAUCGCAAAUUACUGGAUGAUGAAAGAAAUAAAUGUGAGCGUUUAGAAACACAACUUAAGAAACAAGAAGAAGAUCUUAAGCAGAAAUCCGAAGAUCAGAGACAACAAUUGGAAGAAUCCGAAAAGAAGAUCGCAGACAUACAACUUCAUUUGACGGAAGAGAUGAAAAAAUUGGAGCAACGAAAUGAACAAUUGCUGCAUGAUCGUAAAUUACUGGACGUUGAACGAAAGAAAUGUGAACAUUUGGAAUGUGAACUUAAGAAACACGAAGAUCUUAAGCAGAAAUCCGAUGAUCAGAAACAACAAUUGGAGGAAUCAGAAAAGAAGAUCGCAGACUUACAACAGGAAUUAAAAGAAGCGAGAGAUAAGUUGGCACAUCAUGAUGAACAAUUGUUGGAUGAUCGCAAAUUACUGGAUGAUGAAAGAAAUAAAUGUGAGCGUUUAGAAACACAACUUAAGAAACAAGAAGAAGAUCUUAAGCAGAUAUCCGAAGAUCAGAGACAACAAUUGGAAGAAUCCGAAAAGAAGAUCGUCGACUUACAACAGCAAUUGACAGAAAGGUUGAAAAAGUUGGAGCAACGUGAUGAACAAUUGUUGGAUGAUCGCAAAUUACUGGACGUUGAACGAAAGAAAUGUGAGCGUUUAGAAAAUCAAAUAAAACAUUUAGAAGCGAAGCAUUUCGUUGGCGAAAAAGAUAUUAAGGAUACACUUGCCAAAAAGGAGGAGGAACUGGAGAAAAUUAAGACGCAACUCGAUCUCACCACCAAGCGUUUGGAAAAAAUGGCCGUAAAGCUUGGCGAACAUCAAGCUGUCUUAUCCAAAAAGCAAAGAGAGAUUAAUCAAGCCAAGGUCGGCCAGGACGAGCAAUGGGAUCUACUUCGAACAUUACAACAUGAGAAGGAAAGCCUGCAGUUGGAAUUACGGCAGAACAAAGAGCGUGUAAAACGUGCUGAGGAUAAAUUGAUUAAUUUAGAACAUCAACGUUGUUCAGAUGAGGCAGAACGUGUUGCCAAACACGAUCGAAUGAUUGAGCUCGAGAAAACUUGCGAAAACUUGGAAAUGAAGCGAAUCGAGCUUGAGCAACAAUUAAAAAUUACUGAACAGGAAAAGCUUCGACUUAGUCAGGAGGCUGAGCAUCGAACCAAUGGUAUUGAAAGCGCUUCAAAACAAAAAGACGAAGAAGUUAAACUUUGUCUCAAAGAUGUUGGCGUUAACACUUCAGACACAUUGUGUGCAAAACCAAAAGUAGAUUGCAGUGCUCAGACUUCUUCCGAGAACGAUAAUAAACCAUUCUCUAGCCAAAUCGAUGCAAAUACACAAAAUAAGUUGCAUGUUGCUGAGCUGCAAUUAUCUGAAGCUAUGAAGGAACUUGAUCACACUCGACAAGCACACAAAAAUGUUCAGAGCGAACUGGAUGCCGUACUUGCUGAAAUACGAAUUAGCCGCGAGACAUUGCAAAAGACAAGGGAGCAAAUGACGCAAGAAAAUGCUAAGAGGCAGCAGCUGGAACUUGAUUGCCAGAUACUGCAGGCAAAGUAUCGUGAUUCCAAAGAAGAGAUUGGACGCUUUGAGCAAAAGUUGAAAGACCAGCGUCUGGAAAUGGAAGGCAAAUUAGAUAAAAUGAAAACAAAAAUGCGCACACUCUACAUGGCGGAGGUGACACGGAUGAAGGAGAAACAGGAGAGCGAUACAGCCGGUGUGAAGGCCGAACUGGAAAAAGUGAAUGCUCAGAAUGCCAAGUAUGAGGAACACACGAGGAAGCUUUCCAAUCAAAUUGUGCGUCUUAAUGAAAAGAUUUUGGAUCAGCAGAAACAAGAAGCUUUGCUGAGUACAAAGUUGCGUCACUUGCAAGAAGCUCAGCAAGCGGCAAGCGAGGAAUGGCAACCAUUUAAACGUCCAAGUGCGCCUUCUGCUAAUUUGGGUAGUAAUCUGACUAUGGAGGACGAAGAAGGGGAGGUCUUCAAUAAUACGUAUUUGACAGAUCUAAAGACGGGUCGUGUGCCAAAUAUCACCACUGAGGAACUACAAUAUCGUAAUUCAUUGCAGCCGCCGCAUUUGAAGAGCACGUAUGCGGCACAGUACGACGUAGGUGUUCAGGAAGAUGAUCUCAAAGACUGUCAACUCAGCCUCGAUGAUAGCAUGAGUGCACUGCUAACAGGCAAUGGUGGCGGUGCCAAUGCGCGCAAAAAGUCCAUAGGCACACAUUACAAACGUCCGGGUCCUCCAACGCCCAGUAAAAAUGGUGGCCGCAUGUCCUUUGGCAGCUCCGAGCCGCCGCGCGAAGUAUUACGCGAAACGUAUGAAAAUGGCUCGGCCAAAACGCCGGCGCGCUUUAAAAUGUUUGCCUCACGCUUCAGCAUGGGCAGCAGCAGCACAAGUGGGACAGGCGGCGGCGGUGCAGGUGGCGGUGGCGGUGGUGGUAAUUUCUUGCCCCGCGAUGAGCAGCAGCCUCAACAUCGCCAGUUAUGGACUGUGCAAGGCCGAAAACUGCAUCUUGCAUCUGGUUCCGAUGGCCGUUUUUGCACAUCAACGCCUAGAAACGUUAAACGACAAUUGAACUAUGAUCGCCAGCGUUUGAUCUUACAUGAUAAUGGCGAAUCAGCAUCGGAACACCAUCAGAAUGCGAAUGGCACACCACAUUUGUCCAAUGCCGAGCUGCUGGCAUCGACCAACCGGCGACGCCGCCGUUUAGUUUCCACAAGCAGUGCAGACAGCAGCAGCGCUGCAUCUAUUCAAAGCAACAAUGUCGCAAGCCAAGACAAAUGUACUGAGAAGGCGCGAGUUACAUUUUGCCUGCACGGGAACAUCUUUGCCAAGGGCAGAUCACGCAUCAAGCCCUCGCUUACAAAAGCGACUGUGGCCUAUCGACGUCUGGAGCUGCAAAGGAAAAUUCGAGAAAAACGCUUUGGACGUUUUGAUCAGGAGCGUCAACUAGAACUUUGUGAUAAAACGGAUGAUUCGCAGGAAGAGAACACAAUAUCGACCCUAAGUGAGCAUAACGACAAUGAUAACAACGCUAACUGCAUUGCCGAGCACAAUCGUAACUAUUCGGUUGUGGAUGUGACGUGUUUGUUUGCCAAUCUUUUUCUCAACGACGACAUGGAUGAAACUGAGAUGGUAUCUGAAGUGGAACCUAAGAUGGAAUCUGAUAUAGAAUCUGAGACGCAAUCUGAGAUAGCAUCUGAGACGCAAUCUAUGUUGUUGCCCCGAAGUGUGCCUAAUGCAGCCAUUACUUUUAAUGUUGAGACGUCGACUACGAAUAACUCAUACUGGCGCUGGUCGCCAGAAUUACGAUUGCACAAACGCUUUUGGAGCAGAAUCCUUCUUGCACUCGUCGUCUUAAUAGCGAUAGGGUUGAGAUUUCUCAUGGAUUUCAACUGAUCUCCCCUCUCCAUUAAGCAUAGAUAAUUUCAUCGAUUCUAACAUCACCAUCGAGUACAGUCAUCCUCGUCUUGGAUCACAUUCAGAGCCAUCGCUUACCGCAGUUUACUGCAACCACAAAUACAUAUAUACAUUACAUUCACAAACUCCCCAAUCAAAUGGAUCUUCGAUUAUGCCGUCACGGAUAUUAUAUAAGCUACAUACAAUCAAGUUCUCGUACUCUUUAAUCAUGUCAUCAUAGAUGCAAUUUUUUAAGUCAAUUGUUAAUCUCAAUGAAAUGCUGUUUAACAGGAUAAUCGAAUGACUACAGGCAGUGUAACUUUUCACAAUUCACAUUUUUUUCUCAUAACAUUUGCACAUUUCUUUCGUCCACUUGCAGAAUUCUCCUCCUAAGCGACGCCUUAGUAACAUGUUCAAGCGCAAGUAGUCAAUCCAAUCUUCAACAAACAUUCGAUUAGAUUAGUCAUUACCAUUUUCGGUUUACUAACAAUACACUUAAUAAAAUGUCAUUUAAAAUUUUCGUAAAUGACAUAUUUAGUAUGUUUCCAGUAUUAAUUAAUAAGCACAAUUUUUUGUGUGCAAUGAAGACGCAACUAACUUAUAAUUAAUUAUAUAUAAUAUUAAGAGAAUCCAU
Messenger RNA from Drosophila sulfurigaster albostrigata, 8214 nucleotides. RefSeq names its product interaptin (gene mud). NCBI's taxonomy places the organism in Eukaryota, Metazoa, Arthropoda, Insecta, Diptera, Drosophilidae. The record is from RefSeq and is a predicted model, not a curated record.